Molecule: messenger RNA, 1659 nt
Organism: Phacochoerus africanus (Common warthog)
Lineage: Eukaryota; Metazoa; Chordata; Mammalia; Artiodactyla; Suidae
Gene: HDIP1
Product: chromosome 8 C16orf87 homolog
Exons: 4
Coding region: 310-774 (154 amino acids)
Source: RefSeq, a predicted model, not a curated record
CCAGACAGUCUCCUCUCGUGAGAAUCUGAGGAUCCGACGCACUCAGGGACCCGAGCGGUGUGGGUGGGCGCUUGUUCCGCGGUCACCCGGAGCCGGCGCACGCCGCGCCCCGCCCCCUCUACACGCAGGCUCCGUGCGAGUACACGCACGCGCCCGCGCGCGCGCCCGCUAUAGCCUCGGUCUGGCCUGCGGGGACCCGGCGCGCGGAGGCCGGGCCACUGAGGUACGAGGGGCGGAGCCCGAGCCGCCGCCGCUGCAGCCACCGCCACCGCCGCCGCCGUCGCCACCGCCGCUGCCGCCAGAAGGAGCAUGUCUGCAACUCGAGCCAAGAAAGUGAAGAUGGCCACCAAAUCAUGCCCGGAAUGCGACCAACAGGUUCCUGUUGCAUGUAAAUCAUGUCCCUGUGGUUACAUAUUUAUUAGCAGAAAACUUUUAAAUGCAAAACACCCAGAAAAAUCAUCAUCUACUACAGAAAACAAGCAUGAGGCCAAGAGGAGGCGAACAGAGAGAGUUAGGCGAGAGAAGAUAAAUUCUACAGUAAAUAAGGAUUUAGAAAACAGAAAGAGGUCUCGAAGUAACAGCCAUUCAGAUCAUAUCAGACGAGGAAGAGGAAGACCUAAAAGUGCAUCUGCCAAAAAACAUGAGGAAGAAAGAGAGAAACAGGAAAAGGAAAUUGACAUCUAUGCUAACCUCUCUGAUGAAAAGGCUUUCGUGUUUUCAGUCGCCUUGGCAGAAAUAAAUAGAAAAAUUAUUAAUCAAAGACUUAUUCUCUGAUAUUUGUCACAAGGUGUGUUGAAACUUUCUUCAGGAUUACAUCAGCAAAUUCUCAAACAGUAAUGGACUCUCAGGAGCAUUCUGACUGCAUCAAUAAGGGCCAUUGAUUGUUUCUUUCCUUAUCGUAGCCUGUGCCACUCUUUUUUGAGCAAAGCUGUAGGCUUGGACUGUUCUGGGACUUCCUUGUUUACCAAGGAGUAUUGUCAGUGUUUUGUGUUUGGGAUGUUGUGCAUUUACCACCUCACCCCCCAAAAAAGUGCUGGAUAAAGGAUAAAGGGGUGGGGUUGGGAGUGGAAGUAUGAAAACUAGAGAAAUAAAGUGAUAGUUCGCAGGUUUGCCGCCAGAGAUGCAAUAUUUUAAAUACUUUGAGAAAGAGUGAUUUUUAAAUAUAUAUAUUUCAGGUUUUCAGCACUAACUGAUUGCAUAUUUACAGUUCAUUUAAUAAAUUGGCAAUUGGUAUUUUAUUGAAUGAGGAAUUAGGAAUGUAAACUGUAAAUUUUGUCUUAAAUUGAUUUUUUUCUUGGUCUUUAUUUUUAUGACUUAAGGUAUGAGUUAUUUUUUAGAAACUUUCUAGAUAGUUUGGAAGUUUGGGUGCUAUAUGAAGAAAAACAUUUAAGGAUAUAUCAUCCUUCAGAUGUAAACACCUUGUUUUCUUGAAUGUAAUUUAUUUAUUGGUUAAAAAAAUACUUUUUUGCUCUCAAGAUGGUGCCUGUUAACCUUAACAUAAAAUAUAUUUAUUACAUACAAAAUAUUUCUUAGAUAGCCACUUUUAAGCAGUAAUGUUCUUUCUGAAUGGAUGUUCAUUUAUACGUCUUGAAAAUUAUUUAAAUUGUUACUUAACCUCACUCUGGAGGAAAAAAAUAAACCUUAAUAUUGAAACUAAUA